AUGAAAAGCUUUUCAGGAGCAGCUAAAUUCUACAGCUGUGGUCUUUGUUUUUCUAGUACUUUGCAAGAACAGAAGGGGGAAUUACGAAAACGUCUAUCAUACACUACCCAUAAACUGGAAAUGCUUGAAACGGAAUUUGAUUCUACACGUCAGUAUCUUGAAAUAGAAUUGAGACGUGCUCAGGAGGAACUUGAGAAAGUAACUGAAAAACUGAGAAGGAUACAAAACAAUUACCUAGCCUUACAAAGAAUUAAUCAGGAUCUGGAAGAUAAACUUUACAGAAUGGGUCAACAUUAUGAAGAGGAAAAGCGGGCUUUGAGCCAUGAAAUAAUUGCACUUAAUAAUCACUUAAUAGAGGCCAAGGUGACAAUAGAUAAGUUGUCAGAAGACAAUGAGCUCUAUAGGAAGGACUGCAAUUUAGCUGCUCAAUUGCUCCAGUGCAGCAAGAAUUACGACAGGGCACAUAAACUUUCUGAGUUGCCAUCUGACUUUCAGGAAAGAGUCAGCAUCCAUCUGGAAAAACAUGGGUGCAGCCUUUCUGUCCCCCUGUGCCACACAUCUUAUGCUGAUACCAUACCCACUUGUGUCAUUGCCAAAGUACUGGAGAAACCAGAUCCAAACAGCUUGUCUUCACACUUGUCAAGCCCCUCCACAAGGGAUCUCAAUUUUCAGGACUCUGCUGGAAAACUCGGACAGAGGCCUCAGUACAAGUCAGACAUCUACUGCAGUGACACCGCCCUGUACUGCCCCGAGGAGAGGAGGAGGGAGAGGAGACCAAGUGUGGACACGCAGGUGAAAGACGUGGGGUUCCUGAGGUCCCAGAACUCCACAGACAGUACUGUUGAAGAAGAUGGUUUCCAUUCCAGCUUCUCUCACGAAGCCUUCCCAGAAUACAUUACCUCUUUGCCGACCUCCAGCUCCUAUUCCAGCUUCAGCGUCACAUCUGAAGAGAAGGAGAAUGCCCAAGCCAACACUAUGACAGCCUCCCAACAAGCGAUCUACAUGAGCAACCGAGAUGAAUUGUUUGAAAGAAAGUCACCCGCAGGUUAUGAGCAUCAGGGAAGCCCAAGGUUUGCCAAGUCAAAACCUGCACAGCACAUGGAGCUUGCUGAUGACAAUGAGAACUCCCCCACUUUUACUAGGACACUGCCUCCUUAUGCAAAUGAACCUUUUCAUUUCUCAGCCAUAACACCACAACAGGCUUUAGCAAAUCAGAAAAUGAGGAAUGAGUGCAGGAGCACCAACCUUUCAGAAGAAGACUUACCUGGGCGAUGGAGGCAGUUGAGUGUGGAGGACAUUGGUGCAUACUCUUACAGGAACACUGGCAGGCUAUCACCCUGCAGCUUUUCAGAGCAGUAUUACAGCAGCCCUAUUAAAACAGGAGACAGUCGAACAAGUCCCAUCUAUGCUAGUUACAAAGCAGAUAGCUGCUCAGAGGGAGACGAUAUCUGCCAAAGCAGACUUGUUGAUUCUUGCUUCCUGAGAACAGACAGUGGCCUGAACAUUGACAUUAGCACUAGCUGUAAACAGGACAAGUUGCCCACUUACAAAACAAAAGAAUCAAGAGACCAAAAAAAUGAAAGGAUCACUGUCCAGUUAUGCAGUAGCAAAAACAUUGAAAAUAGCCCGGUGUUGAAAAGAGAAUAUGUGGACGUGAGCCCCAACAGCUCUGCAGAGUCCCUCAAUCACAGUUCGAUAGAGGCUUCAGAAAUCCACCAGUCUUCCAUGGAGCAAGGAAGCCAUUCGGGUAUUCACAGCAAACAGCAGCAGUUUCAACGGACUGGGAGUACUGGUUUGAGUCGGAAGGACAGCCUUACAAAAGCACAGCUGUAUGGAACCCUUCUGAAUUAGGCAUCUUCCAGAACUGCAAUAAGACGACAAGCAAAAGAACGCAAACCGUGUUUGAUACUUCUUGUGAACAUAAGGUUCUCAGAAAUGGAUUAUAAAAUAUAUAUUCAUAAUGGUACUAUAUGUUUGAAAUGAAAUCUCUCCAAAAAUGUUAUACAGCACUUUUCACUUAACAUCCUUUCCACAUGGGAGAUCGUCCCCUCCUCUCUUUUAUAAACCUGAAAUAUUUUUAUAAACAAAGUUGUAUUUAUUAGACUAUCCUAAGCUAUUUGAGCAGAAUUCUUUUCCCUUCAAGCAGGUUUCUUAUUUAUUUUUGUGCAUGAGGCCAUCUGUGCCUAAACUCCUGGAGGAAAAGGGUAAAAUCAUGAUGGCAGUGAAAAAAAAAUCCACCUGAUAAAAUACCAUAAACUUCAUGUGAAAAACAAAACUAAAAAGAAUGGUGAAAUUGAAAAAGUAUAUUUUUAAAAAAGAAUGGAAUUGUAUCUUAAAUUAUUUCAUACAAAUGUAUUUAUGAGUGACUAAUGUAUGCACAAGGUGAUACCAAUAUUUUGUUCUUUUAAUCCACUGUGUUUCUGCUUUCCUAUUUUUCCUUGUAUACUACCUCAAAAGUAAUUGAGGGUUUCUUUGUCACAUUUUCUGUAGGCUUGCAUUUAUAUUGUCUAAAAUGCAUGCAGUGUCAUAAUUAAUACUGUAUUUUGCAUUACUUAAUAAAAGACACCAGUGGAGAUAUUUGGUUGGGUCCUUUAUCCUUCAUUAAAACAUAUCCGAGACAACAGAAUACGGGUGUGCUCUGGAUAGUAUCAGUCCAGGAAACGUUGAUGAAAAAAGCUCAUAUUUACAUUGCUUUCCAAAGGAGUCUGUCCAAACCACAGAGCAGUGGUUCUCAGCUUUUGGCCCCUGGAAGUGUAAGGACUGCUUCUCAUUGGUCUUGGAAGGUAAACAAGGAAAACAAAUCAGUUGUCAAUAGCUUUAAAUUCACUGGGAAAGACUCUGCGUACUCAAAAAAAAACCCUGAAAACUACAUGAAAACUUGUGACUUAACCUCCUCCUCUAUUACAUAUGUAAUUGGCACAACUCUUCAGAACUUUAGAACCAUUAUUUUCUAUAAUUGUACUUUUUCAUACAUAUUUCAAACACAGAUAUUUUUCUAAGAUUUAAAGAAAGUUUGAUCUUCUGUUGCCUGUAGCAGUUUUACCUUGGCGCUGAGAAGCCAUAGUUUUACCUGUAGUUUUUGUGUUCCCUUCAUAGUUUUCUGUACCUCAUCAUUCCACCACUAGGGAGUGUACAACUUUGGCAAUCACAGAAGGGAGAGAGCAAAAAGAGAAAAUUAAAACAGAAAGAGGGAGGGAAAUCCUGUGGAUUUCCUUCAUGGCUUCAGUGUGAGAGGCAGAAUACAGAAAUAAAUGCUAAAUCAUUCUUAUCAGUAAUAUUCAUUAAACAUGUAUACUGUACUUGAAAUAUUGACUCUGACAGGCACGGGUGCAGGGAAGGAUCUUACUUAGUGCAAUAUGUGAUAGUAAAUCAGUAAAAUCACUGUGGAAAUCUAAAAAUCUAGUACCUAUAAAGCUAAAAUUAUGUUAUCAUUCAUCAUAUAUUUUUAAAAAAUGUUUUCUGCCAAUUCUCUGAAAAUAGUCACUUGAUAAGUUACUAUGAACCAGAACAUUAGAACUGCUCACUUUUACAUAAGUGUCUUAACUCACGAAUAAACAGUUUCAAUUCAUUUGGCAUCAAUAAUUCCCACUGUUUCACAUACUGUUAUUCACAUUCUUCAUGGGUAAUAUAAAAACACGACCACCAUUAACGCAUACAAGUACUUUCUGUGCUAUUUGGAAGAUCAGGCAUUAAGUUCUUACUGUUCCUCAGAGACCUGUGCCACUGCUGAGGAGAACAAUGGUAGCUAAUAAUAUCACACAGGUAAGCCGCAACAGAAGAUUGAAGUCAGGCUUAUUUCUGUAAAAAAGCUAUUAUGUACCUUGUUCUUUUGUGCUCCCACACAGCUUGGGGCAGGUUGUACCGCAAAUAAUGCCACUGAAAUCAAUGAGGAAAAGAAUAUAGAACACUACAGAUGUUCCCAAAGACUAGCUAUUUCUAUGGUGGAAUCUGACCCACACUACAUAGACAUGAAGAUCCAGAAAAUCUGCUACCUCCUCUUCAAAACAUUCUAUGUUGACUCAUUCAGGUUCAUAAAAUUUAGGCAAUCUAAGGCAAGAUAUUCAUUUCUUUGGUCAAUGAAUACCAAGAAUCUGUAUGCAAGAGGUAAAAAUUAACUUUUAUCUCACCUUAAAAAAAAUAAGCUAUGGAAAAAUAAACCCUAAUAUUUAUGAACUGGAACACAAUAUCAGACUGAUCCUUUUUAUAAUAUACUUCAUCAUUUGACAAUAAAGUCCUAUUUUGGUAAUGGUACAAAACAUAGUUUCUUCUAGGUAUUAUAGAACUGAUUAUUUAAUAUCCUGUUAUCUUCUUCUACCGCAGUUUCAAAGUCUGUUUCUAUGCUUCACUUGAUUCUUAUUCUCAGUUUAUGUGGAUUAAUAUGGAGAUUGAAACCAGACUUUUCAGCCAAUCAGUACGGGGUUUUUCUUAUAAAAUAGCCUAUAACCCUUUAACAUUCUUCUGUAAUAAAUUCAGUUACAGAACAGUAUGUAACUCUGCAAUGAAUUUCAAUUGAAGGAAUCAAAAUAGCUAGUUACUCAACUUUAAUGCACUGAUUACUUAAAAAAUUCUUUUAAAUCAGAAAAACUGACCAUAAGUUUGCAUAUUUUCUAAGAACAAAAGAGAAAAAAUUAAAGUCAAAUAAUUUUUUCUCAGAUUUACAGGUAUGACAGUGGUUAAUUUUGUGAGGUUUUUUUUUCUCUACCCAAGAAAUUUUGAAAGAUUAUAUUAAAGGAUUCUCUCUUUAUUUUGGUACAUUCUGCCUUGAUUUUCUGAGACAACUACAGAGACCAGAGAUGGAAGGCGAGGAAGGUACAAAGUGUUUCACAAGCAAUUCCAAUUUCCUGUAUUGAGUGCAUUAAUUUUGUGCCUACUUUCAGCUUUCACAUAGAGAGCAAGUCAUUCAAAAAUCCUGUCAUGGAGUUGAUUACAGGAAUAUACAUUCAGUGAUAUUUAAGACUGGCUACUUGGAUUUCUGUACUCGUUCUCUCCAAAGUUCUUCCUUCACCAUGGUUCCCUGCGGCUUUAGAAUGCCUCUUGUACCACCAGACAAAAUCUUUCGUCCAAGCAUGGAUUUAAAAAUCACUGAAGAUUUUGGAGCCUAAUUCUGGUUAAAAAUAGUAGAGAUAGGAGAGCAAAUCAAUAAUGUCUUGUUCAGAAGGACAUGCGCUUUUGUCCCCAUGGAAUGGACCUGACUGCUGCAGUGUUUCUCAGAGAACUUACAUCCUGUAGGACAUUUAUGAUGAAAAGCAACAUCUAAAACACUGUUCUCAGAACAUCUUACUUCCGUUUCUCAUUCAAGCAGGUGUAGUCUGAUGAACUUGAUACUGCUCUGAUUCUAACUCCAGAAAAACAUGACAACUGACUUUCACUCAAAGAAAAGUGCCUCAGAAUCCCCCAUUCCAGUGGCUGAGAAUUAGCCUCAAAAUAGCUUUUCCAAAGGAUGUAGAAGUCUGAUUUUCUCUCAAGCAUUAUAAAACUGCCGAAGUGCCUCCAUGCUACCAAAACCUCACUUUUACAAGUGAUGACCAAAGUAUUCAAAUUCUAUAUGUAGGGCUUGUAGUUGUCUAGAACAGGAUUUUUGCUUUGAUUGAUUAUUUUAUUUGCCAUGAGUAAGAGCAGAGGAGGUGAGGAAAAUAAGUGGCAACUACUCAACAGUGCAGUGAAGCAGAAGAUGAGAAACGUCAUUUUAAUGAAUGAAAAGUGAUACCAAAGAGUACACGACACAGGACACUGGUCACGGAAACACAAGAGAGGUUGAAAGAUCAGAGAGAGGAAUAGCAAAUCACAUCAUAAAACAGAUAAGAAUAUAAAAGAGGGAAAUAGGGUACAAUUCACUAGGAAAAAUGUUAUAUAAGUGUUAUGAAAUCAAAAGGAGAAAAUGCAUUUUUUAAGAUGUGAGAAUAUUUUUCUCACUCCAAAUUAAGGUUAAAAUAAAUCAAAGUCUCAAUAAAUUUGAAUAACAAAUAUCACUUCCUUUAAACUUUUUAGAAUCUUAUAAAUAGCCGCGUUUUUAAUGUUUAAAUCAUGGCAAACUCCAAAAUAUGUAGUUUUCAAUUCAACAGUUUCUAAAUUCUGCUCCCAAACUAGAAGAUGUAUCACGUUAAUCCUUUCCCCUUCCAGCACUUUUAAUUAAAAAGAAUUUCCACUCCAAAAUCUGUCACAGGACAUGAUUAUACAGCUACUUAGAUAGAUUUCCCCUUCUUUAAUUUUAACGUACUAAUUUACAUCCUUUGGACUUUCCUAUAGAAUUCUUCCCCACUCACAUUUAUAACCUUCUAAAUCUUACAGACUGUUAAGAUAUUUCUUAUUAAGUAUUGCUUAAAUUGUGUAGGUGCACUCCAGUCAUUUUUCUUUGGAAAAGUGGACUCUUUGGAAGAGUCCCUUCAGAACUCUAAUUCAUUUAAAUUAUUCUCAAGAAUUUCACUUCUUUUUGCCUUUCUACUACCAGAGUGUUGAUGAACACUGAGCUGAGCCAAACAUUGGGUUAAAACCCACUGAACAAAGAAAGAAAGAAGAGGAAUAUGCAGAUUGGAGUGACUGGCUCUGUUCUCCUCCCAGAACCGAAAUUCUCAAUAACAAUAGGUAGUCGGACAGAGACAUCAUCACUAAAAUAAAAUUUAUUUUCAUAUGGCCAAACUCCUUCUUCCAUCACUGGCAGGUUUUAGGAAUUGUUUUCAGCAAUACUUAUUUUAAUUCCUGUGUUUUCAGGUUUUAUAUGGUUUCAGUUGCAGGUUUGUCAGAUUCCAGUGUCCCUCUUAAAGUCAAUAGAUAUGAAGUUCCUUAGUACCAAAUUUUAUAUGCCUGCAAAUCCCACAUCACAGUCUUAAAGAUCUAAGUCAAUUUUUAGGAAAGAGCACAUACUUUCGAAUGUGCCCAGGAUCUACCAGUUCUCAACAUAAGCAGUAUCUCCUGGUGACUAUGAGCCAGGCAGGAUGAUCUGCAUAGAUUCAGUCUUGGUGUGUUCCUGUUUACAUGGUGUUAUAUCAGCAUUAUCAGGAGAUACUCAUUGUUGCUUCCAUUUUUCUUCCAUAUCUUUUUAAAAAAGCUUCAUUGUUAUAAAACAACUUUAGCAAUCCAAUCAUUCUCAAUAACAUGUUAUUCGUUCCUCUAUUCUUGUUUUCUUCUUGUAUUUUCCAUGUCUGUAUUGGCAAAGCUGUUCUUAGUUACAGUGGUUUUGUCCAGCUGAAGCUAAAAAUAAUAACUAAAAUUUUCAUGCAAUUUAAGAUUUGCUGCUUGUGCAGUGGCUGUGCUUCGAUGAGGUUCAGUCUUGCCCUUCUCAUUUGCUGACUAUGUUUUCACUCUGCAGAAAAAUGUCUUUUUUUUCCCCCUCAUUCUUGAGAAAGUCUCUCUUGCAAUUCUUCUCCACUUGUAUUGAGCAAUUUCAUAACUCUGAUCCCGGGGCUGUUUAUUUUACAAAGACGUAUUUAUCACUUUUCAGUCUAACUUAAUUCCUCUAGGUUUGCAUUCUAAAUCAAUUAAUAAGUGUUUAAGGAGAAACUUAACCACAGGAUUACUUAUUGAAAAAGUUGUAUAUUAUAUGACUUGAGAGGAUGUACCACUAUCUGUAGAUCCAACAUUUGCCAUGAGAAUUUGCCCAAGUAUGAGCCAUACCCUAUAAUACUUCACAACAGUAGUUAAGUGUAUAUAUAUGCUGUCCCCAGUGAAUAGCUGUUAAUAAUUUUCAUGCCAGACUGUGGAGCUGGAAAUACACAGAUGUUGAACUUUAACUGUACCAGCAGAUAAAUUUAUUGUCCAUCAUGUCGUAAUUGCCUCAAAACAGUUUAAAUUGCAUUUCUCUAUAGUAAAGAAAUUGUAACAAACAGAUCUUCAGUUUAGGCUUUAAAGUGAAAACAGACUUAUUAAGAUUUUAUCUUACCAAGAUAAGAGAUGAAAUUAAAUUCCAGCUUGUCAUACAGGUCAGAGGUCCGAUGAUAUCCAGGAACAACGUGACCAUCUGCUGUAGAAUUGGGCAGUAGGUUCAGAUGGUGGUCAACCACCAGUUGUCUCUGGACAGCUUUUUACUGUGCCAGCUUGGGCACCAGCUUGGUAUUUAAGGCACCACCGUGAAGUGUCUAACUUCGUACUGUCCUACGGGUUUUGGAAAAGCUGCUGUUUGGAGUACCCUGAGAUUUCUCUUCUAUGGGUUUCUGCAUCACCAAUUUUGUGGAGAAAUGCAGUCUGCUUUUUGUCAGAUAGGAGCUUUUCAAGGUUGCCUAUGGACCCGUAUCCUACCCCUGUGGGAAGUGACACAGUCCCUCCAGCCUCCAGGACAGAUCAUUCCUGCAGACAAUUAUUACAUCCCAGAAAAGGGAGAAUGUCUUUAUCUGAAAAGGGCAAAACUGCAUUGACACAAAAUGCAAUCACUGGAAAAGAUCCCUGAUGGGAGUUAAAUACCUUCUCAGCAGCAUGCCCAGCACAGACAUAUAUACACUAAGACUCUAACUAUGAUUCUUCAGAGAAAUUCUUAUUUUUGAAGUCAGCUCUAAUGAAUUCGUAUUUAAAUUUAUCCACCCAUCUAGACUUUUUCUUUGUAAUUUAUGAAUCAGAGCAGACACACACAUAAGCUGCAGAGCCACAGCAAUAUUUACUAUACAAAGCUGAGCAAUGACAGCUCUAUGAUUUAGAAGUGAAACAGCAGCAAGUCCCAGAUUAAUUAAAUUUGCAAUAUCAAAUCCAGUCAGCAUCCUUUCCCAUUCCAGUUCUGUACAUGUGACAUCCUAAACCAGAUUAGGAGGAAUAAAAGUAUUUUCAGCACGUAUGGGUUAUGAAUUUCAGUGGGCUUCAACUGAAGCCCUCACUUAAAUUAAUUCCUACAGUAGAAAGCUUCUCAGUCUGGACACCAGCUGUGUAGCUGGCACCAUGAGGAAGCCACGCACUGAACAACCAGACAGCAAGUGGCACCUCACUCUGAGAACCUUACCGUGCCACUGACUUGGUGAGAUGGGAACAACAGCAAGUAGGAGGGAGCUAUUUAAUUUUAGAUGACUAUAAGGUCUUGGUAGAAUUUCUGGUAUUUAUGUUAUAAGUUGGGAAAUAACAAAUGCAAGUUUAAUUUCUCCAUCCCAUACUCAGCACAAGAAUUGAAUCACAGCUUUCUGAUUCAAUCCCACUUACCUGUGCUUUCAGAGUCCACAAUAGUCUGAAGGUGAGGAAGAUGAGACCUAGAACUGGAAGAAGUUAAAGGCAGAACUGAAUCUGAACAUCAAAAAAUGCAGUCAGACUUACCAUUCACAACAUUUAAUUUGUUGCCAUGGUCCUUAGGGUACAUCAUGAAAAAAUCCCAGAGAAAAAAAUCACAGACUAUUUUCUUUCAUCUUCAUUUUUGCUUUUUACCCCUCUCCCUUUAAAGAAAAGAUUGUGUCAUGUAGUGAUAUGGGAGUUUUUUGCUAGAACUGUCAUGACUGUCUACAACAACCUGACUUGUGUUGAUGCAGAAAAACAACCCAGAGACUAAAUUGGUUCAGCAGAAGUACAUUUGUUACUCAAAGAGAAAAUAUCUGAAUGAAAGAAGUGUUAGUAAACAUCUCAUUACUGAGACCUCAGAGCCCAAGAAGCCAAGAUGGGGAAACACAACAAAUCCAGUGAAGUCACACUUUGCAAGGAAGCUGAACACAUAUUCUAUUUGAAAUGGAUUUAGACAGUCUUUUAUUUUUCUUUCAUAACCUAUUGAUGAUGAAGAUGAAAUGCAAUUUUUGGCACUCCAGACGGCACCAAUUAAACCUGAUUUCUUGCUUGAGCUCCUUAUAACUCCACUUGUCUCUCACUUCCAAGCUAAUUCUGUUUUGAGCUUUAAAUUUCUGUUUUGUUCAGAGAAAAAACGUUGCUCCCACUCAAACAACCUAACUUGAAAUUCAUAAAAAUAUACACAUAAUUCUCAAUCCCUGCGAGAAAAGUUAUUGUCCAACAUUUGUGCAUUAUUUAGUUAUUUAUUUAGAAAAAUUAUUAUUUUUAUACCGUAAGCUUAGGAAGGAUUGUCCCUUAUUAUUUCGUUAUAGUACUUGACACAACAGUCUGUUGACUGUAAUUGCAUAGGCUAUGCAUAUUACCUUCGUACCUUCACACUUCACCAAAUGUUUUCUUACAUUUCACUUUUUAUCCUUUUGGAUGUGAAAUCUGAAAUGUCCUAUUCAUAGGCCAGUCCCUGGGCUACAGUACCUUGCCCCAGACCCAUGCAUACCUCACAUAUUGGCUGAAGUUUGGACACUUUGCGAUAUUUCUCCUAAGAUCAAGAGUGAACAUGGCACACUUUCAGCCAGAGCUCUCCAAGCCUGUGGACAUGGCAUUGCCUUUGGACAGCUCUCCAGCAUCUGCAGAAAAUGCGUUGCUGUUGGCCAUCCCUUUCUCUUCCUGGUUGUUUCUCUUACAAAACUCCCAUGCACUGAAACAAUGCAUUAGUGGAGCAAACGUAUCAGCAUAUACUAUUGAACUAGAUGAUCUUAGUGGUCUUUUCCAACCUUAAUGAUUAUAAGAUUCAGAAAUUACUAGAGAGCAGCUGGGUCCCCCCUGGAGUUUCUACAGGUACUGAACUGCACAUAUCAUAUUUCUUAUCACUCUCCAGCUUAUACAUACUUGCUGGUAAGCCAAAGCUGUUUAUCGAUCCACACAAGAGAUCUAUUUGAAAAAAAGUAGCACUCUUGUCACAAACAACCUUGACACAUCUGCAUCUUCUUUCAUUAGUGCCAUCCAAAGGAGAUAAACAUCAAUACUGAUGUACUGCUUUGAAUCUUUUAACACUGAAUAUUGCCUCAUAAAAUCUUUACCAAAAAAAUGGAUUUUCCUGGGAAAAGAAAACCAACAAAAACAGGGAGGCUUCAAGGAGGUAGGGCUUUGCCGUUUUUUGGAGUGGUGCAGCUGUUAGCAAAGCCAGAGACAAGCACUCAUCAUCUGAGAAGGACUUUCCAGAGACACCCCACUUACUGCAGAGCAAUUGCAGAGCACGUCCCUUUCUUCUGCAGAUGGCCAAUUUGUGAGGGUCUUGAGGCAGCCCCAGGAGUGCAGUACUGCAGGCAGACAACAACAGGCAAAGUCUCUUUCCCAGUAGUUCAUCAGAGGCUGGUGGCUGUCCCAUUUUGAUGGCAUUUAUACUGUACAAAUCUAGGAUAAUUCCCUUUAGGCUCUCAGUUGCCAUACAAAUACGGCAGCACUUUUAUAUUCCAUACAGUAAUGCUUGUUGUUUACUUCAGUUUUAAAGUCACUGUAGGCUGUCUGGACAGGUUUUGAUGUUUGUGGCAUUCACACUGCAAGGAGCUGCCCAGCUGUAUAUAUUGCAAAAAAAUGCUCCACUCCUUGAAGAAAAAAUGUUAAAAAAUACAGCAGGAGCAGAAGAGAGAAAAUGGACAUUUAUGGUCAGUGUCUUGGAGCAUACAAUUCCAGCCUAGGAUUGUAUAGUGACAAACAACACAAGAGUGAGAUACAUCCAGAGAACAAGGAAGAAAACAUAGCCAAAUCUGGGGAGCCACAUCCUUGGGCUCUACACUACAGUUAGAUUUACCAUCACCAUUGCUGAGCUUGCUGUCUGUUGUCCAGGCAAUAGAGACCCAAAAGGGGGAGAGAUGAUCAGUUCUGAAUUAUUAGAACUAUUCGGUUCUGAAUUUUCCCACAAGAUCAUAGGGUAGCCCCACAAAAAUUGUUGUGUCUUCUGCUGUAGCCCCACGUUUGCAGAGCAGACAUGGAGGCUGCAGCUACUUGGAAACGUAGAACAAAGAUGAAAAAACACAUAGCAUAACUUGAUUUACCUCUCUACAUUUUUCCUAAUUAACUGUGCUGUCAGAAUUGUGCUUCUCUCUUUCUCUCUUUUGCUGGCUGAGUUAAUCAAUUUUCCUCUGCUUCAGCCAUACAAGUGCAAGGCAAGAGUUACCCAUUGCAUUCAAAUUUUAUCAUUUUGACAUUCAUCAGCAUUCCCUCUCCUCUCUGCGCACUAGUGAAACUUCUGGCAUAGCUUAUUUACAGUACAUUCAAUUCAUGCCUCUAGCCAUCCUAGGGACAUCCCACACACUAAAUAUUAUAAAAGCUUUUGGGGUCAUUUUAAGCCUACUGGUGAUUCACAGACCGCACUAUCUGACUAUGGAGCAUCAUACUUAAUUGCUUUGCACAUCUGAAUCACAUUAGAAUUAUUCAGGAAUUUAGACAAAUUUGAGUACAAACUGCAGAUAAACUACCCAUCUCGAUUCUUGUCAGCAUAACCCUCUAGAAUCUACAGUAACCUGCUCUGAAUUAUAUUUAACAAACAAAUUUCCAUUUGACUGUUGAAAUAUAUUGUUUGCCUAGAAAAACAGCAGAGAUUUUUGCUGGGCUGAUCAUUUAUCUUUGCAUGUACAUCUACAUCCUGAUUAGGAGGAAGAUAUUUUCUACCAUAAAGCUUGCUAUCUUACAUGUAUUAUUCCCGAUUAUGACAAUUCUCAUACGAUUAGAAACUUAAUAAUUCAGAUGAGUUUCAGACCUCUAGCAAGAGCAUUUGAUGUGAAACCUGAGAAAUAGAUCAGCUAUAUUAUAAAACAUAGAGAUAUGUUUUUUGGCCUCACGGAGUCUACUGAUUAUUUUCCUCCUUAUAAUAAGGGUGCCAGGCAAGCUGUUCGCUCUACAUUUUUUAUUUAUUGCACUGAAGAGUUCAAAUCCUAUCCUGAAAAUAUUACUAAAAGACAAAAUUGCAUAGCAGCUUGCUGUCCUUCCUCAAAAAAUACAUUUUGCCUGUUCUCCAGCAUUUGUACCAAAAGGACAGUUUUGGCACAGGCUUGUAUGUGCCAAAGAUCAUCCUCUCAGCCUCUCCAGCAGAGGUGUUGCAAGUAAAUACCUCACAGUGCAUACUCACCUUGGGACCCGGCAUGCUGUAUGACCAGUGGGGAUUACCACUGCCACAAAGACUGAGCUCUGCAAUUGCACAUGAGCAUGUGCCGAAUGUUUAGCCCAGGGAUUUGUACACCCUUUAACACCAUCCACUGCCAAAUCCUCCAAAGCUCUGUAAGAGCAAUUUCCAGAGUACAGCCUGAGAACUCCUGUACAAAUACAAUAGAGAGACAUCUUCCACCAGCCCACUAGAGGCUGUCUCCCCUGUAUUAGUCUUUACCUGUAUGAGAAUGCAAGGGGAUGCCCAGCUCUCAAAAACAUCAGCCUUUCUGGGGAAAAACUCAUUGCUGCUGCUUCUUCCAGCCCUGUCUAGUUCUCCCAUAUCUCUGCAGGGCUCAGCAGAUGGCAAGGAACCAGGGACAGUGCAUUGCUCAGACAGAGCUGAGUCUACUCACAGAGAGCAUCCCUCUGACACACAGCCCUCGAGCUCGAGGGACCUGACAUGAAACCCCACAUCUGGGGCUCUUUUAGGAAAUUGGAGAGUGAAGUGGCAAGUGCAUUUUGCACUUCUCACUCUGAUGUCUUCUCCUCUGAAGUGGUCCUCCACAUACAAAACUUCACAUUACUCUAUGACCAGUGUAAUAAAAAGAGUACAAGAUUUUUACCUUUAGUGUGUUACAAGAAGAAAACCUCAGGCUACCAUGAAUGUCCUAGAUGCAUCUAAAGGUCAAAGAGAUAUUAAAGAUAACAAGCUUUAUCCUCCCUCUGGUUGCACAUGUCAUAACGCUGGAAGAUGCUUGUAAAUGGCUGCCUGAACAAAAAGGCCGUUCUGAAGACUAGUUUCUGGAAAACUCAGCA
Messenger RNA from Numida meleagris (helmeted guineafowl), 13641 nucleotides. It is a transcript of the gene BEGAIN, whose product is annotated as brain enriched guanylate kinase associated. The transcript has 5 exons. The coding region runs from base 1 to 1851 and encodes 616 amino acids. NCBI's taxonomy places the organism in Eukaryota, Metazoa, Chordata, Aves, Galliformes, Numididae. Gene Ontology annotation, cellular component: synapse. The record is from RefSeq and is a predicted model, not a curated record.